Aspergillus pseudonomiae is the source of this 3018-nucleotide messenger RNA. RefSeq lists its product as uncharacterized. NCBI's taxonomy places the organism in Eukaryota, Fungi, Ascomycota, Eurotiomycetes, Eurotiales, Aspergillaceae. The coding region runs from base 1 to 2754 and encodes 917 amino acids. The record is from RefSeq and is a predicted model, not a curated record. The transcript has 2 exons.
AUGGCCUCCAAACCGCCCCGGUUGUCGAUGAUCAACCAUGCUGCCGGCAUCUACGCAGAUAUGUCCGUUGAUGGGCCUGCUAUCGGAACUCUGGUUCUCGUCGUGGAUCGGGCGAAGAACCUUCCCAAUAGAAAGACAAUGGGGAAGCAAAAUCCCUACUGUGCGGCUCGUUUAGGGAAAGAAGCGAAGAAAACCGACACUGACUUGCGAGGGGGCCAAACGCCGAGAUGGGAUCAAGAACUUCGAUUUACCGUACAUGAGUCACCCGACUAUUUCAGACUCAAGGUAACCAUAUUCAACGACGACAAAAGAACCGACCUCAUCGGGGAGACCUGGAUUGAUCUGAAAGACUUGAUCAUCCCCGGGGGUAGCCAGAGUGAUCACUGGCAUCCAUUGCAGUUUCGUGGCAAGUAUGCCGGUGAAGUUCGUAUCGAGAUGACUUACUACGACACUAGGCCAGAAGAUGAGGCAGUGAUUGAACGACGGACACAAGCCGUGGAGAAGGUCAAUGUCCACGGCAAACCGAGUGCCUCAAGCUCAAGCUUAAACUCAAGAUCGAGUCCAGCGCCAAUCAGCUCCUCUUCGUCUCUAUCAGGACCCCGACAAUUGAAAGAGGUCAAGCGACGUCCACUACCCAGUGGUCCUCCGGGUUCAGCUCCGGCACGUCCUGCGCUUCCCGAGAAGAUUGCUUCGGCUCCUCCAGCACCUACCCAAUCCCCUCCUCGACCGACUCCCGAGCACACUCAUUCCACUCCACCCCUCCCAACCCAUGAUCACUCUCACUCUACGCCAUCCCCAGUGGAAUAUGCACGCCACUCGUCGCGACCUUCCGGGCUUCCGGAGGUCCCCUUUGAUGCGCUAGCAUAUGGUCCACCACCGGGGACAGCCUCGCACCCCGGGAGAACCUAUGAAACCCCUGAUGAUUUCCACCGAGAGUGGAAUAAUCCACCCCAUCAGGCUCCACCUCCCCCGAGGCGUCAUCCGCAGGAAGUAUCCUACCAUUCGUACCGUGAAAGGGCAGACUCGUAUGAUACGCGCUCUCACGCACGACCGCGGUCUGGAUAUGGCAAUGCACCGCCCCCAGACUUCCGCUCUUCAAGGCAUGACCGGCCAACAAGUCGAUCAGGACCAGAGAUGUAUGCGCCUAUGUCAGAGGCAACGCCACCACGUCCGAGUAGCCACCACAGCAACCAUUAUGCAUUCGCCUCCCCAGAGCAGUAUGUGCCCAAUGAAAUCGCGCAGGUACAGCAAGUCGCCCGGUACAGGCAACGUUCCCCGGCGAACAUCCGCGAGCCUCAGGUAGAAUAUGGAUCCCACCCGGUGGAAACGGAACCUCGGUAUCGCCCGCAUAGCAACUCCCUGGUGAAAGAAACCAGCCCCAUCCGCCCCCCUAGUAGUCGUGAAAACCUGCCGGCAGAGUAUGCAACGAUGCAGCCCCGGGUGGAAGACGAAGAAGAGGAGGGCCCUCCACCUCCGCCUCCGGUUCAUCGGUCCGGCCUGGUGCAGACCAGUCAGCAGUUAGUACCGUCACCAACCCCAUCGUACCAAGCUUACUCGCCAGAGUUUGCAACUCCUCGGACCUCCCAAGAAAUCAACAUGUCGCAGCCGUCGCACAUGCUGUCCGACGGGGGCCGGAUGCAGGACCUCCCUCCACAUACGAACGGCCCGCCCGUGCCCCCCAGUCUAGUCGCCGGGUUUGAUCCCGCCAUUGCAGAGGCCGAGUCGGACCGCGCGGAAAAUGAACGGCGCCAGAGCCGAAGACGCAGUGAGCUGAUCGAAGAGAUCAUCAUGCCGCUCGAGUCGACGUCCAUGAUUGUGCCGUACCCCGUCGAACCUUCCCCGCCGAUCAUGGACGACCGCCGUUCGCUGAUCAGCAGAGGAUCAGCCCAUUCAUCAGCCCAUUCAUCAGAGACUCGUCUCGUUCCUCGCCGGAAAUCGGUCAGUCCCCGGCCACCACCCCUCGGCGAGCGGGAGGCUUCUCAAAUCCCCUUCUCUCCGGAUUCGUUUGACGCCUUCAAUCCAAAUGCAGCUCGCGCGGCGGUCCUCCGGGACCCAGCGCCGGCAUAUGAAACACCCGCUGAGGCGAUGGACGCCGCCCGACGGUCCGAGAGGGAAGCCGCGCGGGACCCGGGCCCGAUCAUCGGUGAUGAUGGUCGAGAGAUCGAUCCCUCUGACCACCUCCCGACCGAUACAUGGGCUCCGGAGCCAGAACGGAAGACCAAGAAAUCCGGGGUGGUAGUCCGCUUCAAGAAUGUCCCACGAAAGAGGAGCCCCGCACCACCGCCUGUUAGGGAAUAUGCACCACGCUCCCGGCCCUUGGUGGAUGGAGGAUAUAGACGUCCCCAAUCAUACGUGGCGGAUCCGGCUGUUCGAACCUCACCUGGGGAGAACCGUGGUCGCGCACUCUCUCCUUACAGACAUGGGCGGACAAUGAGUUCCCCGAACACAGCCCCUUCUCACCGAACGUCUGUCUCCCCAUCUCCGCGCGGUCACUCCCCGUCAAGCUUGUACGCCCCAGUCAACACCGGCCCGCCCAUUCCAGCCAAGGUGCCGAUUGCCCAACCAAUGAACCAGAACUACCCGGUGAUGGGUGGUAACGGGACUCCCCAGGGCUAUCCUGUGGCGGGUGGUCACCAGGGAAUGGACGCGCUGAGUCGAGAGUUGAAUACCAUCGACAUUGGGUCCGUGGGGUGCAACAACCAACGGGCACUGAGGAGAUACGUCCCCAAACUGCCUGCGGGAUAUGCCGCGUGAAUUCGGCCCAUGACGUGAUGAACUUUUCCCUUUCUCUUUUUUUUUUUUUUUGUUUAUUUAGUUAUUUUGGCCUCUAAGACUGCAUGGAGAAUGAAAAAUGUACGAAUGUGGUUUCUGGGAAUCUUUUUUUUUCGGGCGGCGUUCAGGUUUAUUAUACACUAAGAUAUCUAUACAUACGCAGAUUGCUAUUUGGCACCGGUUAGGGUGGUGAUAUGAGGUAGAGCAUGAUCACGAAUAUAAAAGACGAUUCGCAUUGCAUUGGAU